Messenger RNA from Osmerus eperlanus (European smelt), 3984 nucleotides. RefSeq names its product WD repeat-containing protein 49-like. NCBI's taxonomy places the organism in Eukaryota, Metazoa, Chordata, Actinopteri, Osmeriformes, Osmeridae. The record is from RefSeq and is a predicted model, not a curated record. Bases 1 to 3009 code for a protein of 1002 amino acids. Gene Ontology annotation, molecular function: protein binding. The transcript is spliced from 19 exons.
AUGGCGGAUGGACAGCUGGAAAGCAGAUUGAGAAUGGAAGACUAUGAGAAACUACAAAGCCUCUUCCUGGAUGACGUUGGGAAAACUCUGUCCCUAUCCAGAACUGAGUUUGUUGACCAAGCCCACUGCCUCAUAGGACAGGGCUCCAAGGAGGAGUAUGGCCACCUAUUUGACCGUGUGAUUGUCACUCAAGAGCACCGCGGCCUGCUAAUGGACAGUGCAGAUAAGAAAGGGGAGUGUCGGACAGAUUGGGAAGGGCUGAGCUCCUACCUGCUGUUGGAGCUGUCGGAGAAGGAGGAGCAUGCCAGAGCCAAGCGUGUGCCUCGCUGGAGAGCCCCUCGAACUCUGACCUCUCCACACCGUGACCCUGUCCAACAGGUGGCAUACCUGCGUAGCUCGGCCCGCUACCUGUCUGUGAGCAAGGGGGGCACUCUGGGGCUGUGGGGAGGGGAAGACUUCUCCCUCCUACAAAGCCAGCGCCUCCACAACAGCUCGGUGAGGCCCCGCGACCUCUGGGUGACCUCCAUGGUGGUGCUGCACAACAUCAACAAGAUAGCGGUGUCGUUCACCACUAAGGAGGUGUGUUUCUAUGACCUGCUCUCCAAACAGGAGUUAAGCCUCCAGUACAAAUUGCAGGGUUUGAGACACGCCCCCCUGUGUUUAGACUACUGGGCUGACCCCGCCCACCCCGACCAGGCAGUGCUCACCAUAGGAGACACAGGAGGACAGGUUAGUGCUAUAUGCUUCCGGUCAGCUCAGAUCUCUCUGUUUGAGAGACUCAGCACAGGGGCGGAGACGGAAUCUGACGACAUCAUCAAGUGGGAGGAGUUAGCACAGGGAAGACAUCACUGCUGCUACACACUCACACACCGAGAGCACGGACAGGCAUGGGUCCGCAGAGUGCGUUUCCUUGGCUCCUUAGAGGCCUUUGUGUCAUGCAGCACCAGCGCUCAGAGCAGCAUGGUGAUUGGUUGGCGAGCGCAAGAGGGCGUGCCUCUUCGACUUACCGCUUUCCAAACAGAGAAAGGAGCCAAUGAUCUGGAUCAUCACCCUGGUCUCAACCUCAUUGCCACAGCAGGGGUAGACAACAAGGUUCUCCUGUGGAACCCCUAUGUAAUCUUCAAACCUGUGGGCGUCCUCCGAGGUCACCUGACCAGCGUCACCGCCGUACGCUUUGUCCUGGACAAGAAACAGCUGAUCAGUUACUCCAAGGACAAGGUGCUGAGACUGUGGGAUGUCUCCAGCCAACUGUGCAUCCAGCUGGUUACGGGGCUGUUCCCCAGGACCCAGGAGGAGUGUGUGACCCUGGUGUACCUCCACGAGGAGCGCUCGCGCCUCCUGCUCUCCUUCAACAGCCUCCUCCUCCUCCUGGAGGGUCCGCGCAGGGAGACGGGCCAUAGGGCUCUCAGCCACCACUGCCCUGUCACCUGUGUUAUCUACAACAGUCUCUUCAGACAGGUGUGGGACUUUAACGGCCACUGCCAUCACCGUCUGGAUGCAGGCAGAGAGCAGGCCUUGGAGAUCUCCCAGCUGCUGGUGCUCAACAGGAGCGUGUUGGUCAUGGGCUGGGGCAGGAUGUUAACUGUGUUUCGGCUCCACUCCUUCUCCCAGUUCUUUGUGCAGCCCUCAGAGUGGAAGGGGGGUGUUCAGCAUCAAGACCACAUUCUGUGUGCUACUUUCCAGCCCCCACAAGCCCUUGUCACAGGAAGUUAUGAUGGUGAGAUCACAGUAUGGAACAACAGCACAGAGAAUGCUCUGAGAAAGCUCCGCCCACCUCAGAGAGAACCCGGUGUGACUGGGCUGGGUCAGAGCCAAGGCCAUGCCUCCAGGGCCACGAGCGAGGAAGGGCCAGAGAGAACCGACGCCGUUACCAGACUCUACUUCCUGCCUGGGCGGGGCAAGGGCUUGGGGUCCACAGGCUGUGCAAACCUGGUCUCCUGUGGUGGUUCUGGUGUGGUGCGGUUCUGGAACACGGUCGGUAGCAGCUUGGUCGGAGAGUUCACUGCCCAUAGAGACGCAGGAGCAAUCAUCAUGACUGUGAGCUCCUGCGGUCGAUACCUGGUCACUGCUGAUAUAAGCCUGAAGGCCUGGGACAUACUGAACUACUGCUGCCAGCCUGAAGAGGGAGUGACCAAUGAUGCUCCGGAGCUGCUAGGUAGGCUACGCCCACACCUGGACUGUGUCACUCACCUGGAGACCUGCAUCCAUGGCGACAGACUCCUCCUCCUCUCGGCCUCGUCCGACUGCUGUGUGGCUCUCAGCUACCUGCCUGGACACACAGUGGGCAUCUUUGGGCAGGAGGAGCACUGGCACCUUGAGGGCCCAGGGGCUACCACCCCAAUGCAGGGGGCACAGGGAGGGCCCACACAAGAGGCAGGAUCCUCCCCCAGCCUGGGGUGCGUUCCCUCUGAGCCUGGUACCAACCCCCCAGAGGAGGAGGGAGUCAUGCCGGAGGCUGUGAAGGCAGAGGAGGAAAAAGGGAUGGAAAGAGAAGAGGAGAGAGGGAUGGAGGGAGAAGAGGAAAGAGGGAUGGAAGGGGAAUCGUCUGUAUCCAGUGUUUCCAGCACAUCUCAUCACUCCAGUUGCAUUUUGGAGAGAAGCUUUGAGAAGAGGCUGGACCUCAGGGUGAUUGACAGCCGACCUGUCCGCAAGGAGACACCGCUGAACUCUGAGUUUGGUAUAUUCAGUGGCCUUCACAUGGAAGAUCUCCAGUCUGUAGCAGAGCUGUCUAGACCAGACUUUGUGAGUCAUCCUCACCUCUACUUUAACAGAAAGCAGGAGAGCAGCCCAAUUCUACCUGAGAAGACACACACACAUGUGAAAGCAGUGUUUGAUGAGCACAGCCUGUUCCCUAAAGAGCUGUUGGAUCUGAAAGACGGCCUGAGCCAUGGAGACUUCCGGAACAAUCAGGAAGAAAGGAAGGAGUGCAGGGAGCGGAAGGCUGGGAAAGGGAGAGGUCGGAAAGACAGAAACCCAAAGGGAAGUGUGUCAGGGACACCUUUCAAGUGAAAACCAACACAUACACUCUGGCUUCAUGAGAGAUCAAGAUUGCCACCACUUUGCCUUCAAGAGUUCCUGACAGCUGCCCUUCAGAUGAAGGAUGAUGUCUGCUAGCAGGUGGCCCUUGUUAAGGAGCUCAAAAACACUCAACCCCUGUCACCCUAGGUCACUUGAACAUGUCAUGCUGGUUGAACUGAAGACAGUACACACACACACUCUCUCUCACACACACACACAUUUGUCCAUGCUUAUAAUUUUUUAUAGAUUUAACAUCAUUACACUACUGUUGCAAUGUUUAUCAUCUUCCCAUAGUUGCAUCCAUUAAGCUAUUAAGCUGCAUCAAACAUGGCUAAUCAACUCCAGGUUGUUCCUUAGCAGACACCAUACUCAGAAUGGGAGGAUGCUGCAUUUAAAGGAGGUGUAUUUUAUUAGUCUGACAUUUAAUGGUAUGUGACUUUUAGACUGUAGCCUAUAAAAUGGGUUGGGUUUAUGUAUUAGAGAGAGAAGCUGCAGACUAAUGCCAUCUUGUGCAAUGCUUCUCUUUCUUUAUCAUCGUGUUACCCUGUGUGUUCUGUUAACCCCACCAUGACCCUGUGCUCCCAGCCACGACCACAUGGCCCAAACUUGAUGUGUUUGCUGGUCUUGUUUGUUUGUUGUCUGUUUGAUUGUUGGUCUUUCUCCACAUGGCGCCAUUGGCAUAUAUGAGACAGAAAUAGCUCUCUUUGUUGUGUUUACAUCCCAUUCUCAGGGUUGGCUAGAAUGCACAGUGCCUGACUGGGGCCUGUGGCCUCCACAGAGUUAGAUAAGUUCACUUUUUUUCCAGCCUACUUGUGUAAUUACCUCCAAAUCUCACUCGAAUAAGAUGUUUUUGCUAGGCUAAGCCAUUGAUUAGGAUGACCAAGGAUCUUUUUUGGACUGAAGAAACUGUUUUCCAAGUAAUUAUGUGGGUUACUUUUAUUGGCCUGUAAACUGUAUACGAAUGCC